This is a messenger RNA of Bombina bombina (fire-bellied toad), 433 nucleotides long. Its product is annotated as N(G),N(G)-dimethylarginine dimethylaminohydrolase 1-like. Lineage: Eukaryota; Metazoa; Chordata; Amphibia; Anura; Bombinatoridae. The coding region runs from base 1 to 432 and encodes 143 amino acids. Gene Ontology annotation, biological process: positive regulation of nitric oxide biosynthetic process; arginine metabolic process. The record is from RefSeq and is a predicted model, not a curated record. The transcript is spliced from 3 exons. Gene Ontology annotation, molecular function: amino acid binding; dimethylargininase activity.
AUGGAGCAAAUAGCCAAAUCCGUAAAACUAUUUUCUGAGGAUUACGCAGUUUCUACAGUGCCCGUAUCAGACUAUUUGCAUUUGAAGAGUUUCUGUAGCAUGGCCGGACCAAACCUUAUCGCCAUUGGCUCAAGCGAAGCUGCCCAGAAAGCUCUGAAGAUCACUAGUAAGACCAUGCAACAGAUGAGUGAUCAUCGCUAUGACAAACUGACAGUCCCUGAUGACAUUGCAGCUAAUUGCGUUUACUUAAACAUACCAAGCAAAGGGCAUGUGUUACUGCACCGCACACCCGAAGAGUUUCCAGAGAGUGUAAAGGUGUUUGAGAAGCUGAAAGACCAUAUGCUAAUCCCAGUCGCCAACACAGAACUGGGCAAAGUAGACGGAGCCCUUACCUGCUGUUCCCUGCUAAUUAACAAGAAGACAGAUCUCUGAG